AUGGUAAAGGAGGAGCACUAUUCAAUAUGCAGUAAACCAGGAGGAAAAUAUUUGUGGCAUUUUGUUCCUGGGAAAGCUACUGAGUCCAAGAAACCAGCGGAGAUAAUUGAAGAUAACAUUGUUGAGUGGCUGAAAGAGAAAAAUAUUGAUGAUAGGCUUCUGGCUAUUGGUUGUGACAGUACCAAUACAAACACUGGCAGACAUGGCGGUUUGAUGCAGUGGAAUGAAAGAAAGCUUGGCAGAAAUCUUGUUUGGCUAGUAUGUGAUCUUCACACAAAUGAAUUACCACUGAGACAUUUCAUUCAAGAAUUGGAUGGUCAAACACUGAGCGAUAAUCGAUGGUCAGGACCAAUUGGUAAGAUGCUUGGUGAUGCAAUAGACCUAGAAAUAAAUCCAAAUUUUGUCAGGAUAACUGUUGGUCCUCCAUUGAUUGAGUUAAAACAGAGUGUGAUUGAUGACAUCAACACAGACCAGUAUUAUGAAUACAUGAUUGUUAAUGCUAUCAGAUCUGGUGCUGUGUCUGACAGGCUUGCGAACUUACAGAUUGGACCUGUCUGUCACUCAAGAUGGUUGACUACAGCUCUAAGAUGUUGCAGAUUAUGGGUUUCCAAUCAUGGUCUGAAAGAUAUGCCACUUAAAAAUUUGAAAUUGAUUAUCGAAUUUAUAGUCGGAGUUUAUAUGCUUAAUUGGUUUAACAUCAAAGUAAAGCAUAGUUGGAUUGAUGGUCCGAGACAUGUUAUUUUUCAGCUUGAGCUUUUCAGAAGCCAAGACAAAGAGGUGAUGCAGAUAGUGAUGCCUGUGGUAAGAAGAUCAGCCUGGUAUGCACAUUCUAAAGCUGUCAUCCAGACACUGAUUUGUAGUGACAAGGAGGAAGAAAGAAAAGUUGGAAUUGAAAAGAUUCUUGAGAUCAGAGGAAAUGCAGAUGAGAAUGUUCAGAUGGGGGAUAUGAGUUUAAGACAAAGGGUAACACCAGAUAUCAAUCCUGAUGCCAGCAGCCUACUUGAAUUCAUUCAUUGGGAUUCUGAAAUGUAUGAAUCUCCUCUAACUAGUAGCUUAACAGCGGCUCAAGUCAAACAAUUUUUGCACACUCCAAUGAUAAUCGCAAACUGGCCCUCACACAUUCAAAGUAUUGAGAGAUUUAUCAAGAUGGUUACAGAGACAAGUGAGCAUGUCUACAGUCAGGAAAGAAGGCAUGGAUAUAUUAGAUCACAAAUCGUCAGCAGACAACUAAUGAGUAGACAUGCGAGCAAGAAGGACAUGAACAAUCUUGUAAAAAUAAUUUUAGCAGCAAAAAAUGUUUACAAGAAUGCCGCCGGUGGCACGUUAACAGGGAAGAAGCUAAAUAUAGAUUGGAAAACUGAAAAACCAAUUGACAAUUUGGUGCUAAAAAAGUUUGCUUCCAAGUUUCCUGACCUUGAGAAGAAGAAAAACAAUGCUGUAAAAGCCAGCGACGAGGAGUAUAGUUCUUUCAGAAUCUGUAUUCCUGAAAUUGAAAUGGAUAAAAUUUUUAAUGCUGAAAUAUGGCCUUUACACGCCAAUUCCCCAGCGGGCCUUAAGUGGUCAAGGGGUGCUAAGAAUCCCUGGGAAGUGUGCAAUAGUGGAGGGAGUUGCAGAAAAAUUCAAAAUGGCCCCUCUAUGGUACUUAGACUUGGAACGCUCAAUGUUGGAUCACUGACUGGCCGGAGCAUGGAAAUUGCAGAAAUGCUCGAGCGUAGAAGGAUUGACAUCUGCAGCCUUAAGGAGACCCGAUGGAAAUCGAAUGGUAUCUGUCAUAUCAACUCAGACAAUGAAAAUUAUAAACUAUUCUGGAAUGGUCAAAAAACGGCCAAAAAGGCGAUCUCAAUGGCCACGUUGGAGAGAAAACAAAUGGUUUUGACAACGUACAUGGCGGUUUUGGCUAUGGAGAACGGAAUGAAGAUGGCAACCGCAUCCUUGAAUUUGCUGAAAGUCACGGGUUUUGUUUACUGA
Molecule: messenger RNA, 1968 nt
Organism: Helobdella robusta
Lineage: Eukaryota; Metazoa; Annelida; Clitellata; Rhynchobdellida; Glossiphoniidae
Exons: 5
Coding region: 1-1968 (655 amino acids)
Source: RefSeq, a predicted model, not a curated record